AUGAUCGUAUCAGGUGCCCUGGCACAACAUACAAUACCGAUAAUUCAACAAUGCCCACAGUUAGUCUCAAUUUAUAUUUUAUGUGGCAAUCAAUCAAUUCAUGAGGAAUGGGCCAAAACAAUACCUAAGGUAAAAGGUAUAUACACACAAAUCGAACCGAUUUGUAAAGCAUUACAAAUCGAUCAAGAAAAUUGUGAUCGAGCUAUGAUCUCGAUAAGUUUUAAUAGAAUUGAUCCAUUAUUUAUGUAUACACAAUUGUUAAAAGAAGCACUUUUGCAAAUUGAAGAUGAUGAUGCAAAAUCGAUUAAGGAACUUCUUGAAUACUGUCGUCUUCAAAGCGAUGCUUCCGAAAAAACACUUGAAAAGAUUGAAGAAGAAUAUCGUAAUCAUUCACCCAUUUGGUGGUACACAGGUCCAUAUUUUAUCUACUCAAUGCUCAAUUGUGGUCUUCGACAAAUGGAUGUCGAUAUUAUUCUGAAGAUGGGCUUCUUCAUCCGACAUCUACAUCAGCAUAUUACCGAACUACAUCGCGAACAAAAAGCCAGCAUGCCAGCAAAAUUUCAAGUCUUUCGUGGACAAGGUUUGUCCAUGGAAGAUUUUGAAAAAAUGAAAAAAACCAAAGGAGGACUUAUGUCCUUCAACAAUUUUCUGUCGACAAGUCGCAAUCGUGAGAUAUCUUUCAACAACUUUGCCCGACCAGCAGCAUUUAAUCCAAAUUCAGUUGGUAUUCUCUUCGUUAUGAACAUUGAUACGGCUAUUUGCUCGAAAUCCUCAACACCAUUUGCUGAAGUAACUAACAAAAUUGGCUUCUUUGAAGACAAGGAAGAAGAAAUACUUUUUACAACACAUGCGAUUUUUCGUAUCGAUCGCAUUGAACGAAUUCACGAUAACCACUCUGAUCGGCUAUACGAAGUCACUCUCACUAUUGUGGGUAAUGACAAUCAUGAAUUGAACACACUUACAGCACAUCUGCGAGAAGAGUCCACUUGGGCAACAGGAUGGGCUCGAUUUGGUCACAUACUUAUUAAACUUGGUGAGCCUGCAAAAGCAGAACAUCUCUGUUUAACAACUUGGUCAACACUUUGCUUGUAUUUGAUUGAUUUUUAUAAAAUAUAA
Rotaria sp. Silwood1 is the source of this 1116-nucleotide messenger RNA. The record is from the annotation of a GenBank genome assembly. Lineage: Eukaryota; Metazoa; Rotifera; Eurotatoria; Philodinida; Philodinidae.